Halteromyces radiatus is the source of this 1886-nucleotide messenger RNA. RefSeq names its product WD40-repeat-containing domain protein. The record is from RefSeq and is a predicted model, not a curated record. The coding region runs from base 161 to 1729 and encodes 522 amino acids. NCBI's taxonomy places the organism in Eukaryota, Fungi, Mucoromycota, Mucoromycetes, Mucorales, Cunninghamellaceae. The transcript has 7 exons. Gene Ontology annotation, molecular function: protein binding.
UUUUUUUCUUUUUCUUUUUUCCUUUCUUCUUCUUUUCUUUUUUUCAUUUUUCUUUUUGUAUUUCUUGGAAAUACAUUAUUAUUCCUUUCUUUUCCUACCUAUUACUACUUGUUUCCUUAUUCACCAUCCUUUGAAAAUCACCUUGUCCUUUCUAUACAACAUGGUUUAUCAGCAAGAAAAUGGUAGUAGUUUUGGUAACAGCAAGUCAGCAACCAAUAUCUGUUCUCAUCAAUUAUCAAUACCUGUAGCCACUAUUAAUCACGAUGUGGUGAUGACUGAAGCUAUACCUAUUCAACAACAACAACAACAACAACAUACUAUGCCUCAUCACUCUCAUCGCUUUAUACUUGGUCAUGGAGGUAUUUCCGGUAGUCAUUCCAUGGGUGUCAAAACACCAACAAGAUGUAUGAAAAAACAACGUUAUCAUGGUGCCUCUUCUUUGAAUAGAACAAAUGCAUCUAUACAAGCUUCAAAAGUUGCUUUUUAUGUUGCUCCUCCUCGCCUUCAAAGACAUCGGCAUCAACAACGCCAACAAGUUCAACAAAUUCACUCUUCUAAUCGACUUGGAUACUUACAGAAUAAUGAACCCCUGACAAAUGGCAAGAAAAUAGAUUUUCUCCUUGAACUUCCUUACGAACUAUCGAUUCAUAUAUUAUCGUACUUGGAUAUAUUCUCUUUAAUUCAACUCUCCUUAGUAUCACAUGGUUAUCAUUCUUUAUAUCGAAACAAGGAUGUUUGGCGUCAACGUGUGAUGAAACAAGAAUGGCAAUUUUCACUUUCCAAGUUAUUACCAUCUAUGGAAUUGGAUUGGCUUCAUGUAUAUAAACAACGAUAUCAAUUAGAUCAAAGGUGGACAAACGGAAAAGUGAAUACUCAUUAUUUAGUAGGACAUCGUGAUUCAGUUUAUUGUUUACAAUUCGACAACAACAAAAUCAUCACCGGUAGUCGUGAUCGCACACUCAAGAUCUGGGAUAUGACUACUUAUCGAUGUACUCAUACAUUACAUGGCCAUCGUGCAAGUGUACUUUGUUUACAAUUCAAUGAUAAAAUCAUGGUUUCUGGUUCUUCGGACAAAUCGCUAAUUAUAUGGGAUAUGAAAACUUUACAACCAAUCAAAGUUCUACAGGGACAUACUGCGGGUGUAUUAGACUUGGCAUUUGAUGAUCGAUAUAUUGUCAGCUGUUCCAAAGAUGCAACUAUCAGGAUAUGGGAUAUCAACAAUGGCGAUCUAUUACGAACUAUUUAUGCUCAUCAUGGACCUGUGAAUGCGAUCAAAUUAUAUGGCGAUAAUGUCGUUUCUGCUUCUGGAGAUACUUUGAUUAAAAUGUGGAAUGUAAAAACUGGUGCUUGUAUUCGCGAAUUUGCUGGACACUCCCGUGGGUUGGCUUGUGUACAAUAUGACGGUAAACGAAUCAUCAGUGGAUCUAAUGAUAGAACCAUUCGAGUAUGGGAUGCUGAGACAGGUAAAUGUACCAUGGUCUUUGAAGGUCACACUGAUCUAGUUAGAACAUUACAUUUCAAUGGUGACCGAAUCGUUAGUGCUAGUUACGAUUUGAGCGUACGUGUCUGGGAUAUCAGAUCGAAUGCCUGUUUAUUGAAUUUCCAAAGUGGUCAUACUAGUUGGAUCUUUGAUGUACAUUUUGAUAAAACCAAGAUUGUGAGUGCAAGUCAAGAUCAUAGAGUAUUAGUGAUGGACUUCUCUCAAGGAUUAGAUACCCAAUAUUUUUGAAUACAAGAUUAGAUUAGAUUCUAUUUACGCUUUUACUUUUUAUAGUUUUUAUUCUUAUCACCUUUUUCUUUGUACAAAUUUUAUUUAUUCAUAGUCUUCCUUUUUUUUUUUUAACCGAUACUUUUACCGGUACUUUGUUAAUUAUAUCAAAACUAUC